GGGAUUAAGCUCUGUCACUUGUCAAGUGCGAGUUUGAACACGCACCUUAUAUUGAAAAGCUAGAAUGAAACUUACGAUUCCUGAACAGAUCAUUCUAUUGUACUACUUUGCUAUUGUAAACAUGAAAGAAAUAUGCAGCGUAAAUUAAAUAGGAAAUAUUUAUUUUUAGUAAUUGUGCUAUUAACUCCAACAGUUCUUCUAGUCGGAUUUUCUAACCAGUCUGCGGUAACAUUACAGAACCUUCAAGUUGUACAUGGUAAUGUGAUCAAGUCUUUCGGUGAAAUAGGCAGCUUAAUGAACAGCACAAAUACGAUCGUACAAACAAAGGCAGUGUCGGUGCCAGAACGGAAAGUCCCUGCCGUAAAGUAUAAUUUACUUAUCAACUCGUACAUGAACAGUGGCUCCAGGUUUACAGGGCAACUAUUUGGAUUCAGAAAAGGUGCAUUCUACAUCUACGAACCCCUGUGGAAGUAUAGCGUGUGGGAUUACUACCAUGAUGAUAAUUUAGUAUGCAGUUCUACACAGGGGUCCAUAAACUGCAGUAAAGGUACUGUGGCAAAUGUGAACCGCAUGAAGGAAAGAGGACGGCUGUCGGUACCGCUCGCCAAAAACGUUCCGCAAAAUAAAUCUAUUGUUGGGAUGAUGCUGGACGUUCUAGAUGAUAUGUACAGGUGUGACUUUUCAAGACUUGAAAACAUGUUUGUUCCAAAUGUUCAAGAUCAUCUGGAAUUGGCAGGGCCGGGAUGGAAUGAGUAUCGAGCAUGUACAAAAUCAAGGGUUAACACCAAAAUGUCUUGUCUCAAGAAACAAGAGCAAAAAUGUAGAAAUGCUUCUCAUAUAGUUACUAAAGUCCUUCGACUUACCACCGGAUCUUACGACAAACUUUUAGAAAAAAGGAAAAAUUUGAAAAUUUUGCAUCUGUUUCGGAAUCCCUUUGCUAUUAUCAAUAGUCGUACAGAAUCUAAAGGAUACCCGGUCCGAGAUUUCGUUUCAAAUGCCGCCGUUUUGUGCAAAAAGAUGCAGCUGGACUACGAAGGGGGAAUAAGGCUGGCCGCCAAAUACCCAGGUCGUGUAAAGUUAGUCUUCUAUGAAGAUAUCAAAUCAAAUGUCAUAGAAAAAAUGAACAAACUGUAUGAAUAUAUAGGAAUGGAGUCUGAUGAUGACGAAGUCAAGAAACUGAAUAAGGUCAAGACAAAUAAAGGAAAAAGUAAUACUCCAAGUAUGUCCAGGACGAGGGUGUCUGACAACGCCCACUGGUGGCGAGGCCACAUGUCGUUCCUCAAGUAUCAAGGUGUUAGAGAUAAGUGCAAACAGUUAAUGACAACUUUCAACCUUACAAACUUCAAAGAUAGACAAGAGCUACUUAAACUUGAUAUUCCAGAAAUGAAUAUCCCAACUGGACUUAGAAUAUAAAAUAUGGCAUUAUGCGGCAGUAUUACCUCCUGUCAGUAUUGUUAUUCUCCACCGAAGGCGGGGAGACAUAGUUUUCGCAGUGUCCGUCCUUCCCUCUGAGCUCAAAUCUAAGAAUAGUUUGGAAUAUUGUAAGUACAAAUAGAAGAGAGAUGUGACCCUGCAAAUGUCAGUUUGUCCGAGGACCACUUUACACUCUAUGUAGUGUGUAGGGUAUUACGUUGCA
This is a messenger RNA of Mercenaria mercenaria, 1636 nucleotides long. RefSeq names its product carbohydrate sulfotransferase 1-like. Gene Ontology annotation, biological process: N-acetylglucosamine metabolic process; sulfur compound metabolic process. Gene Ontology annotation, molecular function: N-acetylglucosamine 6-O-sulfotransferase activity. The coding region runs from base 133 to 1413 and encodes 426 amino acids. The transcript has 7 exons. The record is from RefSeq and is a predicted model, not a curated record. Lineage: Eukaryota; Metazoa; Mollusca; Bivalvia; Venerida; Veneridae.